UAUGUAAGCACUUUCUGUGUUUUGUCCGUACGCCACCUUUUGACGUGAAUCCCCCGCCCAGUUUUAUAAAUGAGGCAUCUGGUCUGUAAACUGUUUCCUCCUGGAUACAGAGUGAGAGUGAAAUAAAUGUUCUGAUUGGUUCUAGUCUAGGUAAUGCAUGUUCAGCAGUAGUAUCUGUAAACGAGAGGAAGGACCAGCACUGGAGUUGUCAGUGCCUUGUUCUCGGCAGAGUUCUCCCACACGCUCACGAACGGAGAGAUGAACCUCUCUGUGGCUAUUGUCGUUCUUACUGCGGUCGUCUGCACUUCGGCAGAAAUUCCUCAUGAGACCGUCUAUGUGCAGGGCUGUCUUGAGAAGACAAAGGUGGAGGCGGAGGCAGAGCUUCAGGUGGAUGGGGAGGAAGUGGUAUAUGCUGACUUCCAGAGUGGACAGGAAGUUUGGACAUUGCCUGAGUUCCUGGGGCCAUUCCCAAGCUCCACUGUUCAUAACUUCUACAAGAAUGCCGUUAAAGGCAGACGAUUGUGUCAGGAUGCCUUGGCUCUUUGGAUAUUAGAAGAAAAGUUUCCACCUGAGGUAAAAGAUGCCCCUGAGAGCACCAUCUACCCCAGGGCUGAGGAGGUGCUGGGGUUGGAGAACACCCUUAUCUGCUUUGCCAAUCAUUUCUACCCCCCGCCUGUCAAAGUCAACUGGACCAAGAAUGGCCUAGAGGUGACUGAGGGAGCGUCUCUCAGUCGGUACUAUCCUAAUAAAGAUGGAACGUUCCACCAGUUUUCCAGCCUGAGUUUCACUCCACAGGAGGGGGAUGUCUAUGCCUGCACUGUAGAGCACACAGCCUUGGAGGACCCCAAAACCAGGUUCUGGGAGAUACAUGAGGUGAGUGGGUCCAGUGCUGGUCCUGCUGUAUUCUGUGGAGUGGGCCUGACUCUGGGACUGUUGGGAGUGGCUACCGGAACAUUCCUGUACGUCAAAGGACAACAGUUUAACUGAAUUGUGACAUAUAUGAAAUCUAAAAAAUCCUCUUUUGCAGUUGUAGGUAAACAAUGUGACAGAAUUAGUGGCGUACCGCAGUUUCAUAUUUUUUGUUGAGGGGGGAAACCGCUAACGUCGUACAAUUUUACACAUUUUGCCACUGGGCAAAGAAAAAUAGGCAGUUUUAUAACUAAUCUCAUGCUAAUUUGCCAUGAGGCUGAGAGAGAAUGUUGCUGUUUUAAAGCUAAUUUCCUGCAAUUCUACACAUAUUGCCAUGGGACAGAGAGAAAUGUGCAUUUUCUAAGCACAUUUCCUGCUAUUCUAUACAUUUUGCUCUGAGGCUGAGAGAAAAGGUUGAAGUUUAGCAGCUAAUUUCCUGUCAUUUUAAACAUUUUUGCCAUGGCUUAUGACAUGUUCAUAUGUUAUCUGGGGGGGGGG
Molecule: messenger RNA, 1407 nt
Organism: Oncorhynchus kisutch (coho salmon)
Lineage: Eukaryota; Metazoa; Chordata; Actinopteri; Salmoniformes; Salmonidae
Product: H-2 class II histocompatibility antigen, A-Q alpha chain
Exons: 4
Coding region: 259-987 (242 amino acids)
Biological process (GO): antigen processing and presentation; immune response
Cellular component (GO): membrane; MHC class II protein complex
Source: RefSeq, a predicted model, not a curated record